Ctenocephalides felis (cat flea) is the source of this 957-nucleotide messenger RNA. Its product is annotated as protein bark beetle-like. The record is from RefSeq and is a predicted model, not a curated record. The transcript is spliced from 3 exons. NCBI's taxonomy places the organism in Eukaryota, Metazoa, Arthropoda, Insecta, Siphonaptera, Pulicidae. The annotation marks the transcript as partial.
CUUACACUCGCAGAACGUGAAUCCGUUCGUAGAUUCAAAGCCACGUUUCUACGGGGCGAACGAGUUUCGAGAGGGCGGCAAGGAUUACGAGAAGCCGCGACUGGGCAAUCAUUAUGCCAACGGCGGCAGCUCCUUGCCUAACGCCAACAACGCGCCUGGAUACGAACUGGCUUACCGCAACGAAGGAUUCCGGGAUCCUGCCGCGGCCGGCUCGACUUUCGGGGCUGGCAAGGGACUCAAGCAGAGACCCUUCGCCGCUAACUUGGGAAUACCGGAGGUCGAUGACAGUAUGGAGCAUCAUGCAGGUCACUCAGACUACUAUAAUAACGCUUCAACGUUGCCUCUGAAUAGUACACUUGACAAAUCGAUUACUGAAUCUGAGUCGUUAAAUCUAAGCCAGUACAGCGACCGAGGACUAAUGUUUUUCAAGGAUGCUUCUCCCGAAGAUAACAACAAAUAUCCGCCGACUGCAGAAUAUGCAUCGGCUCACAGUACUUUCCGUGCUCCAGCUAAAGUAGAAAGAGAUCUGAGGCUGGAAAAUGGUUUGCCGCCUGCUCCUCAUUAUGACAAGACUAUACCAAAACAGGAUAAUGUUCCUCAGUACUCAAGAGCAGCCCCGACUAUUCCUCCAAGUCCACUGAACUAUCAGAGGGCUGCAUCGAAUGUACUACAGAACAAUCCUAAUGUGCCCGAGAACUUGCCCAUCGUCUACCACCAGAACCUGCCACCGCCGCCGUCGAACGCGCAGCAGAGCGGCGUACCGCCCGCCGUUCCGCCUCCAACUUAUGUGCAGAUAAAUCUAACAUACAAGAAUCCCACGACGCUCAGCGACGGCUCACCCCUGGAGAGGAAAGUGCAAAACUUCGAAAACGCCCCAUUGAUGAGCGAUGCGGAAUCCACCACCAGCAGCGUUCCAUCGGAAAGGAGAAAUGUUCAGAAGCCGGCAGUGCCUCAGAG